AUGCAAAACCAACCUCCAAACCAACUGGUAUAUCUGCAAGAUGGACUGUUGGGAGCAGAAAAUAGUGGCCAUUCUCAAAAGAAAAUAUUGCCAAACACAAGUUCUAAGAAUGAGCAGUGUGCUAUUGGUCCUCCUGCAACCACACAAGGAUUCAUUCAAAAUACAACGCAGUUACCCCUUGUUCUUCAAUAUCCUACCAUUUUAAAACAUCAAUUCGGAAUUUCUUCAUCUAAUCUGCCACAGGUGCAGCAACGACACAUUAUUAAUUCACUUCCAGUUUAUUCACCCAACUUUAAUUUUUUCUAUUCAAAACAAGCACCACCGCCUCCACCACCACCACCGCCAACCCUAGGUUAUGUUGUUUUACCAAACACAAUAGCUGAACGCCAAACUAUUGCAACCUUUCAAAAAGAUAGAAACAAUCCUAAACCAAACAAAACAGAAUAUUCAGAAACUUUCAUCCCGGUUCAACCAAAAGGUAAUCCCAAACCAAAGAUCCAUAGAAUGAAAGAGAAAUAUACAAUAGAGAAAAGUCUUGAGUCAUAUUCAUUUGGUGAAAUUAGAAAUCUAUUCAAGAGCAAAACUGGUCUCUCUGAUAUGCAUUUUGCAACAAACAGGAUUGAGGAUGUUCGAGAAAACCAGUUAAUCAACUACUUUAGUUAUUCCAUAGGAAAAGCCUUAGAUGUAUUUGCCUCACAUGAAAUCUAUUCUCAAAUAUUUAUUGAACUUGCUUUAUUAGAUGACACAAAUGUCAUUUUGAAUGGUAUAUUUUGUUUGGCAGAAUAUGAAUUAUCAAAAGAAGAUUUCACAAAAUGCAUGCAUUAUUAUGAAACAACGAUUGCAAUUAUUCACAGUCAGAUACAAGACAAAAGCGAAAACAGACCAUUGAAAUAUAGAUGUUUGAUGGCAAUGAUGUUGCUUUGUAUAUUUGAGAAUAAAUUCCCUCAAAUCGAGUUGUCUCAUUUGCAACAUUACAAAAACAUGACAGUUGAAUUAUUCAAAAACCAACCAAUUGACGAAAUCAGAUUGGACCCUGUUUUGAAUUCCUGUUUUUGGACAGUAUUAAGAACAAGCUUUUUGCAUUCACUGUUAGCUGAACAAAACCCGUCACAAUUUAUACCAGACUCAACUUUCUUCAACUUGCAUACUAAUUUAUUAGAAGCUUCACCAUUUCAAGUCCCAGGUAUGUGGCAUUACAAAAAUAUAUUAGUGAAUCUAAUAAACGUAUGGAACUUCACUUAUGAUACACCAUCAGCAAAUGGGAAAAACCAGCAAAUUUAUGAUUAUCAUCAAUGGAAAACACACAAAAACGAUAUCUUAAUUGAAAUACCAACCACCUUGCGGCGAGGACUACACCAACAAUCUUAUAAUUUCCCAUUUCCAAUUUUUUAUUACCAUGACGAACUUACUGCAAUUAUCAAUGUGUUCCAUCGGCUAGCCUUGUUGUUUUUACACGAAGGGCUAACAAAAAGAGUAUCAAGAAAAGAUAGACUUAAAGAAGACAUGAUGUUUCCACUAAAUUUUGCCUAUAUUGUCUCACUAGAAAUAGUUGGGACUCUAAAACCAUACGAAAAUAGUCCAUUUAUUAGUUCUAUCGGGUUGUUUGCACUCAAGUAUAUUUGGAAAUACUUGCAAAAUGAUUCAAAUCUAACACCAUUAUUACAAAAUAUGGUUUCGGAUUUGUCUCUACUUUCUAAAAUACGUACUUAA
Candida albicans SC5314 is the source of this 1710-nucleotide messenger RNA. RefSeq lists its product as uncharacterized. Gene Ontology annotation, molecular function: DNA-binding transcription factor activity; transcription cis-regulatory region binding. The transcript has a single exon. Lineage: Eukaryota; Fungi; Ascomycota; Pichiomycetes; Serinales; Debaryomycetaceae. Gene Ontology annotation, cellular component: nucleus. The coding region runs from base 1 to 1710 and encodes 569 amino acids. The record is from RefSeq and is a predicted model, not a curated record. Gene Ontology annotation, biological process: positive regulation of transcription by RNA polymerase II.